GGCAUUCGAGGGUUAUCGUAAAUGGUAAAAGCAAAGUUGGAAGUUUCCCCACACAAAGUCAAAUGCUCAAAGACAGAGACUGUGAGUGCAAAAGGACUCAAAUCAUCAAACCAUCCGUCAUUUCAUCUAAACCUUCCACCACCACCACCCCGUCCCCCACCACCACAUCCCUCGACAAGGUUUUAGGUAUUUUAUCAAACCUGCAACGUACACAAACAGAUAUACAAACCAAAAGCCAAAAGGGCGAUCGAUCGAGCCUAUAGAAGAAGAGGGAAAUAUAUAUAUUUACACAUGUGCACCGGUAUUUAUUUUUGUUGAUCAUUUUAAAAACAAAAACAAUACGAGCCCUAGAAUGUCGUGCUGGGUUUAGGAAUGUUGUGCUUGUAUGGUGUGUUUGAGUGUGUGCGGGGUGGAGGGAGUUAAUAGACCACAGAAUCCCAAUGCCCGUGUCCGAACCUUUGCGCCUCUAUCUCCUUGGAACCUCUUUAACACAUACAUAGAUUGCUCCAUCAAAUAAUAAUAAGCCCCUUCAUUUAUAUGUAUUUCCUUUUUCUUAUAGAUUAAGUCAAGAACAGCUAACAUCCAGGAUUCAGAAUUCAUCGGCUGUGCUGUGCAUCUCAUAUGGCGGCAAAAGCUUUUCCUUUGGUGGGUGAGGCUGAUAACUAUGCCAAUGGUUGUGGCAACUGCGCCGGUGAAACUCCAGUACCAAGCGAUCAUCUUCAUCCUAACCUCUCCAACGUUCUCACCAUAAUUAAUCCAUUGCAUUCUCCUCAAGCCCAAGGCAGCAAGAUCGUUAGAAAGAGGGCAGCGUCGGAGAUGGAAACCCAAAGUAUAGCCGGCAACGGCGCCAGAUUUCCUCGCCGAACAGCCACGCCACACGGCGAUUAUGCGAUUUGUUCCGUGGUUACUCCUCCUCCUCCUCCCAAUCCAACACCACAACAUUCAACCCAAGUUCCCAACUACUCCACUAUGACGAUGAUGCUGCCAUCUUCAACGAAUUUCAAUUUAAUAAUGACGUCGUCCAAGUCCGGAUCUGGUUCAGACACUGCCCCUGCCUUUUCUACUUCUUACACCUCCACGGCCGCCGCCCCCGCCAUAACUAAUUACAUGGACUCCACUUCCUCAUCCUUAUCGUCUCAAUCUCACCAGGCGUCCUCCAGUGCCCCCCCUUCUGUAUGUGUUUUCUCCGGCUUGCCGUUAUUCCCUCCUGAAAGAAACCGAGGUGCAACGGGCUUGCAGCUCUCUCCUGCUACCGGCUGCUCCAGUUUAGGCACGGAGGACACCACAGCAUGGAUCGACGCCAUCAUAAAAGAUCUCAUCAACAGCUCCAACCAAGUUUCCGUUCCCCAACUCAUCCUUAACGUACGAGAGAUCAUCCACCCUUGCAACCCAAAUCUCGCUGCUCUCCUGGAAUAUAGGCUCCGCUCUCUUACCGCACCUGCUGAUGACAGGAGGAGAAAGGAAGCGCUGCCACCACCGCCGAGUUUUCACAGCAAUUCCGGGCUCCGAUUACAUCUGCAGGCCGACAACAGCUUAUUGCUCCCUCAGGGCAUUACUGUGGAGUCUCUGAACCACUGGCCUUCCCCUACUGCUGGGAAUACCAACUAUCUUCAAAACAAUAACCUUAGCACAUUAAGCCCAACGUCGACAGCUUCUCUCUCUUUCACCGCGCCGUCGACAGUCCUUUCAAACUCUGACCAAGCUGUGACCCUUGUUUCUCAGCCGGAAGCCACGCAGCCGCAAGAGCAGCAGCAGAAGAGCCCAUCAACAGAACCAACCACAACAGCGACGAGAACAACGUCUCCGUCAACCACUCCCGCGCUGGAAACGAUAAGGGAAAGAAAACAGGAAAUGCAACAGCAGCAGAAAGACGAAGAAGGCCUACACCUCUUAACUUUACUCUUACAGUGUGCAGAGGCAGUAUCAGCUGACAAUUUGGAAGAGGCUAACAGGAUGCUUUUGGAAAUCUCCCAACUCGCGACGCCGUUUGGGACAUCUGCCCAGCGUGUCGCCGCCUACUUCUCAGAGGCAAUGUCUGCUAGAAUAGUGAGUUCCUGCUUGGGAAUAUAUGCGGCACUGCCGACAGUACCUCAUAGCCCGAAGAUGGCAUCCGCCUUUCAAGUCUUCAACGGGAUCAGUCCCUUCGUCAAGUUCUCGCAUUUCACAGCUAACCAGGCCAUUCAAGAAGCAUUCGAGAGGGAAGAUAGGGUGCACAUAAUAGAUCUCGACAUAAUGCAAGGCCUACAGUGGCCGGGGCUAUUUCACAUACUGGCAUCUCGGCCUGGUGGGGCUCCGUUCGUUCGCCUUACUGGUUUGGGCAAUUCCAGGGAGGCCCUCGAAGCCACUGGCAAGCGCCUGUCAGAUUUUGCCGAGAAAUUGGGACUACCAUUUGAGUUUUCCCCUGUUGCUGAAAAAGUUGGCAACUUAAAUCCAGAAAGGUUGAACGUGAGCAAGAGGGAGGCUGUUGCUGUUCACUGGUUGCAGCAUUCUCUCUACGAUGUCACUGGUUCAGACACAAAUACGCUCUGGCUCUUGCAAAGAUUAUGUCCUAAAGUGGUGACUGUCGUAGAGCAAGACUUGAGCCAUGCAGGUUCAUUCUUGGGAAGAUUUGUGGAAGCAAUUCAUUAUUACUCGGCCUUGUUUGACUCUCUAGGAGCUUGCUAUGGGGAAGAGAGCGAGGAAAGACAUGUGGUGGAGCAGCAGUUAUUGUCAAGGGAGAUAAGGAACGUGUUGGGGGUUGGGGGUCCAUCGAGAAGUGGUGAGGUGAAGUUCAACAACUGGAGAGAGAAGCUUCAGCAAUCUGGGUUCAAAGGUAUAUCUCUGGCUGGCAACGCUGCUGCGCAAGCUACUCUCCUGCUCGGAAUGUUCCCAUCUGAUGGUUACACUUUGGUGGAGGAUAAUGGCGCCCUCAAGCUUGGCUGGAAGGAUCUCUGCUUGCUCACUGCUUCAGCAUGGAGGCCUUCCUUGCCGGCUGCUACUGCCUCCCGUCACUUUCAGUCCUCCAUCCAGUAGCUUCACACCUCCUGCAUUUACUCUGGCUUUAACAUGUUGAAAUGUCUUAAUUUCUCUGCAAAUGCUCAAAUAUCUGAAACACGAAAUUAUGUAGUAUUUUGUCUACUCUUGUCAAGACAGAUUACAUA
Sesamum indicum (sesame) is the source of this 3140-nucleotide messenger RNA. RefSeq names its product GRAS family transcription factor (gene SCR). Lineage: Eukaryota; Viridiplantae; Streptophyta; Magnoliopsida; Lamiales; Pedaliaceae. The record is from RefSeq and is a predicted model, not a curated record.